This is a messenger RNA of Stegastes partitus (bicolor damselfish), 613 nucleotides long. Its product is annotated as poly(rC)-binding protein 3-like. Gene Ontology annotation, molecular function: RNA binding. Lineage: Eukaryota; Metazoa; Chordata; Actinopteri; Pomacentridae. The record is from RefSeq and is a predicted model, not a curated record. The coding region runs from base 335 to 613 and encodes 92 amino acids. The transcript has 5 exons.
CCGCCGCUUCAUUGUCGCUGACAGUCGGAUUACUGGUGCCGGCGGCCGCCUGCUCCUCAGCCUCCUCCUCCUCCUCCUCCUCCUCCACGAUGCGGGCUCCAACUAAGGAUUUAUAAUUUCCUCCUGCGCCGGUCCUUCCUGCUCCUCCUCUGCACGGACUCGUUCCAGCGAUGUCGCCACGUCCUCGGGUCUGAGCCGUCCGGUCGAGCCGACACCGAUUCCUCCGCCUCCGUCAGCUCCAGCUCUUCUCACGGUUCCUCUCCGGGUUCUCCCAAGGGUUCUCCUCCGCGGCGUUCCGGACGGCUCCGUUCGCCUUUCGGGGCCUCGGACCUUCAUGCGUCUCCCAGCGGCAGAGUCCACCUCCACCCACCACACCACCACCACCACCACCACCACCUCCACCUCCACCACCUCAACCAUGAGCUGCGAGCAGGAGUUUGGAGACGGAGCGAUGGGCGUGACGCUGACGCUGCGCCUCCUCAUGCACGGAAAGGAAGUCGGGAGCAUCAUCGGAAAGAAAGGAGAAACCGUGAAGAGAAUACGAGAAGAGGUAAGACCCCGACGUCCGUCCCCAUCCUUCUCUCAUCUGUCCUCCUCCUCUGUCUCCUAUUAA